Effrenium voratum is the source of this 2938-nucleotide messenger RNA. The record is from the annotation of a GenBank genome assembly. Lineage: Eukaryota; Dinophyceae; Suessiales; Symbiodiniaceae.
GUGUUGGGCACAUCCGUCCAUUCAGAAUCGAUGCUUGUGCCGACCAUGCGGCUGUGACAGCAUGGAGGCCUCGGUGCGGAAGUGGCUGCGCCAGCAACUGCUGGAUGCGGACGAGGCCAGCCGCACCUGGCGGCUCAGGGCCAUCCAGGCCGAGGCAGAACUCCGCGCCCUGCAGGUGGAUGUGCCCACUUCGCCCAAGCUGGGAGAGAGACCCGCCCAGGCACUUGACGAAGGUCCACAUGACAUGCAGGUGGUUUUGAGCCAAGUGCUGGGCCUUGAGAAGCACAUGGCGGAGCUGGAGCCCUGGCGUGCCAAGUUGCAGGAGGACACUCAGGCAGCUUUGGCAGAAGCUGAAAAGCUGCAGGCACAGCUUGACGAAAAGAGGGCGCUGCUUCCACAGGUGCAGGAGGAGGCAAAGACAGCAGGUUGUGCAGCCCAGGCGAUGCAGGAGGAGCGAGCCAAAGUUAAAGCCGCUAACGAGGAGAGAUGCCUUGAGAUCUCCCAGGAGAUUCAUGAGCUGCUGGUCAACGCAGGUGCUCGAAAAUCGGGCUCCGAGCUGCUGACAGAACAGCAGGGGGAAGCCGCGCUGCGGGACAUCCAAAGCUCGAUUGGCCAGCUGGAGGAGGAUGUGAAGGAGACUCGCCAGAAGAGAGAAGAGCUGCGCAUGCGUCUAGAGGAGCUGCGCACCAGGCAUUUGAACAAUAUCGACACGCGUGCACGCUGCAUCCGUGAUGUGGGGUCUGCGAGACAAGCACUGCAAGCUCGGCAGACGGCGCUCGCCAAGCUUCAAGGGGAGGUCUCGCGCAGCCGCGCCAAAGCCGACCGGAAGCGAAAACAGCUGGAGGGCCAGCUCCAGCAGCUCCAGCUGGAGCUCUCAGACGCCCUGAGCCGCUCCGAGGCAGCGGAGGAGUCGCUGCGCAAGGUGAAAAGUCAGCAUGCGCGGCAGCUCCGAACGGUGCGCACCCAGACAACGAGCCUGCAGGCUGAGGUAGACGCACACAUUGAGCAGAGCGAAGCAGCCGAGAAGGAGAUGCAGCAGCUGCAGCAGCAGGAGAUGGAACUGGGCAACAGCGAGCAACAGUUCCUGGAGCGAGAGGAAGAGCUGCGGAAUCAGGCUUUGGCUGCCCAGCAGCGUUUGCGCACGCUGGAGCAGCAGACUGAGAGCUUCGAGGAUAAGCGUCGUGCCCUGCUGGAAAAACUUCGGCCUUUGGAGGAGGAGUGGGAGCAAACGGAGCUGGAGAGCAAGGCCUGUCAAGACCUGGCAGAAGCCGACAGCUUGAAGGCAAUCGAAACUCAAUCUGCAGUCGAAUGCCACAAGGAAGAGAUCGCAGCGCAUCUCAAGGAGUAUGCAUCACAGGCUGAUGAGUUGGCGAUGCUCAAAGAUCUGGAGGUGCAGGUGUCCGAGGCCCGUAGGAGGAGGGACCAGAUCACGGCGGAGCGCGCUGGACUGGAAGACGCUUCGAAGAGCCUGGCGCAGUCGUUGGAGCAGCACCUGGCGGAGCUGAGGGAAGCGCAGCGGCGGUCUGUGCAGCUCAAGGCCACCCACGAUGACUUUGUGAAACAGCUGCCGCCUGCCAGCCUGCGCCAAGUGAACUUAACCACUGCCGCAGAGCAAGCAAUGGGCCGUGCUGGCCGGAAAGCGGACCAGCUCCAAGGAUAUUUGGAAGGCGGUCGACAGAGCCGCCGUUCAGGUGGAAGCAGCAAAGAUCCUGCUACUACCAACCCUGGGCUGCGAGAGAAGUUGAUGCAGGCUGCUGAGACCAUUGUCAAGGAAGAACUGCAGGAGUGCCGCCAAUCCCUGGUGGACUCCCAGCAGAAGCUGGUGGAAGAGUCGCAGAAACGAGGGCAAGAGAUCCUCACGCUGCGCUCACAGAGGCGUGAGCUUGAGGAGGAGCUUUCCAAGGUGGACGACAAGGUACACUUGGCAAGCACCCAGUCUUCAGGCUUGCUCGAAGAUCUGCGACGUCACAUGAAGGAGUUGGAGGAGGCAGCAGCAAAAGAUGAGGCCAACGUCGCCGCAGAGUUCUCCGACUUGAAGCAGCGACAAGCCCUGGAGCGGAAUUCGCUGGUCGCCCAGGUUGACGAGCUGCAAAAGGCUCACGCAGAGGAGGCAACAGCCAGGGAGCUCGCAGUCGCUGCUGCCCUGGAUAAAGAGCAGGCCAGAAAACGUUUAGUGGAAGUGGAAGCCGAAAUACAAGAGCUUCGAGCAGAAGAGGAAGAGCUCGUUGAAGCGCACGUCGCCUUGAAAGCCACGCUGCUGACCGUUCAGCGACGAGCGCGCAGCACCCCACGCAGGGACUCUCGAGGUGAACGAUUUUCCAUUGGGCGAACUCGGCCAUCAUCAGUACCCGCAUGCUCUAGCGCAUCCUCCUUAAAGGCCACUCCAAGAACAGAGACUUCGCCAAACACAGUAGAGGAGGGACCACCUUCGCAGAGCGCACCUCCAUCUCGGCCUGCCCAGGUGAUUCAACCUCGUCCACUACCACUGGGACCCGCGAUAGCCACGGUGCAUACGCCGCAAGGAGCCUCUCCUCGGGCGUUCUUUGGAGCCAAAUUACAUGGUGAGCUGCAGCAACACUUGCUUCAUGUCGGCGGUCAACUUCUGAUGCCGGACGGGAGUCCAGCAUACGUUGCCUCGCCUGAUUCAUCCCCGCGUAUGGUACGGGGCAGUACUUCCUUGGCAUCAGCAUCCUCGCUGCCGCUUCUCAUGCCAGUGGCCAAAGCAGCCACACCAGCUGCAAUGACUGUCCCAAGGCACCUCACAGUGGACUCCUUGGUCUACACUUGGCCAAGACGGCUUCCUUCACCUUAUGUGUCAUUGGAUCGCCUCGACUUGCGCAACCUCGUUUCUACAGGCUGAUGCAUAGCUUGGUGGCCAGCUGAGCAAUUUAUGUUUCCGCUUAUUUUGUUUUGGAGUGAAGCGCGUCACGACGACCAC